Messenger RNA from Aphanomyces astaci, 418 nucleotides. RefSeq lists its product as hypothetical. The transcript has 3 exons. The coding region runs from base 1 to 360 and encodes 119 amino acids. The record is from RefSeq and is a predicted model, not a curated record. Lineage: Eukaryota; Oomycota; Saprolegniomycetes; Saprolegniales; Verrucalvaceae.
AUGUUGAGCAAGCAGUUGCGUGUGAUCGUCGUGGACGACCACCAUCAUGUGCUCGAGCCUAUUCACCAGGCCAUACGAAAGCGCACGCUGCCGUUUUCCAACUGGACCCUCGUGCAUUUCGACGCACACCCCGACUUGGCGUUUCCCCGGGACAUCCCCGCGUCUUGUGUAUUUACUCCAUCUGCACUGUACGACGCACUGGACAGUAGCGAGGCUGGGAUUGCUUCGUUUCUCCUGCCGCUGGCAUUUGCAGGGCACAUGGGGUCGCUUGUGUGGGUCAAGCCUCCGUGGGCCAACCAGAUGGCCAUGGGCAACGAAACCUUUACCGUUGGCGAACACGUGGACAAUGGCAAGUCAUAACGGCGUAUCGCUUCUCCUUGGCCAAAUGGCGAGGUUAAUGUACACAUUGCAAACCGUA